Molecule: messenger RNA, 3423 nt
Organism: Seriola dumerili (greater amberjack)
Lineage: Eukaryota; Metazoa; Chordata; Actinopteri; Carangiformes; Carangidae
Product: KN motif and ankyrin repeat domain-containing protein 4-like
Exons: 10
Coding region: 190-2862 (890 amino acids)
Biological process (GO): negative regulation of actin filament polymerization
Cellular component (GO): cytoplasm; cytoskeleton
Molecular function (GO): protein binding
Source: RefSeq, a predicted model, not a curated record
CCUGCCCUCUCAGGAGACAGACAGGCAGGCUGGUCUGAGCUGAGAACAGGCUGUAGUGCACUGUCUGGCAUACACGCCCUCACAUCAGCAAGAUAAAGUGGAGGAAACUGCCGAACACAUGUCACAAGAUUCCAAAGGUACGACCAGAUAAUGUGACAACAAAUUGUUUGGAGAACUGAACAGAGCAAAAUGAUGGAAGGACAAAAUGGAAAUAUCGCGCCACAUAAAACAGCACAGAAUGGAAUUCAAGGGAAGCCCCCUUAUUCAGUGGAAACCCCUUACGGCUUCCGACUUGACCUGGACUUCCUGAAGUACGUAGACGACAUAGAGAAAGGCAACACCAUCAAAAGAGUCCCAAUCCAGCGCCGGAGCAAGGGCCCCCGGGCAAGCACUCUUCCCAGGCACCUCAACCCUUCUGGGUGUGGCUACCGCCCAAGCCUGUGGGGAUCUACUGGAGCUCUUGGCCCCAGGUCCCGACCGUCAGAUGCCCAUCAUCAUGGCUACACUUCCUGGGCAUAUGAUCACAAGGCGCCCCUUUCUCCCACGGGGCUCAAAUCCUUGGCAGAGAUGGAGGCAAGAAUCAAGGAGUUUGAUGAGCAGCCUCUAGGUGAGCACAUCAGACCUCAUCUCCUCCGUGCCUCCAGUCUGCCUCUCACAGUAUUACUCAGACAGGGCUCAGAGUCCAUGGAUGACCCCGGCAGCCUCCGGAGUUCUAGAGAUCACCUCGGAGGAAGAAACACCUCCUGUGAGGACGUUUUCUACUCCUCAGAUAGCCCUCGACCCCAGGACGGCUCGGGGCUGUUGAGGCGCCUGACCGAGGCCCUUGAACGUGUGGGGGAGCUGGAGAUGGAGGUGAGGGUGAUUCCAGAGCUCAGGGCUCAGAUCUGCAUCCUCCAAGAGGAAAGAGAAAGACUCCGUCUGGGCCUGAAUCCACAUAUCCAUUCACCUUCGACGAAUGGAACCACAGACCCUCAUACCUUGUCCCACUACGGCACCGUGGAUAUCAAAAGGCCUCGGCAUGAAAGUCAUAUCAUGUUUCUUAAAAAUCAAAGUGUCAGUCAAGAUGACUCUAAUCCAAAACAUGAGUGGAGGACUAGUACAGAUCUGGAUGAGCUGCUGACGGUGACAUCCCUGCAGGCUAAGGUAGCUGUGCUGGAGCAGAAGCUCCAUGAAACUGGCCUGGACCUGCAGAGGGCCUUAGGUCUGCUGAGGGAGCAGAGGGAGGAGGGCAGGAGGAAAGACGAGAAGGUGGAGCACCUUAUCAGGAAUCCUGGGGUGUGGGUCCGGGCAGAACGGGUGGUUGUAGACCAGGUUGGAGAGGAGACGCUGGUGAGAUCCAUCGAACCAGACUAUGAUAAAGCGUCUUUCUCAAGAAGCACAGAUGGCUUCGGUGGUGCAAGAACUGUUACCACAAAUGGACAAAGGAGUCGACAACAAGACUCUGCACUCGAUUCCUCGUCUGCUGAACCCGGAGAGGCUUCAGAUGAGGACACAGCAGUUGUUGUCCACCACAUAAAGAAGCUCAAAAGGCUCCUGGAUCAGCAGUGGGAGUGUUUGUGUGCAGACAGGGAGUCGGGAGAGGAGGGUAAACCUCUAAAGCACCCAGAUCCUAAAGUCAACUCCCUGCAGCAGGAGAUGAUGGGACUUGUUGACAUCCUCACCUCCUACUACGCCCAGCACGGACACAGUGAUGGAGAAAGGAUUCGUCAUAGAGCCUCGAAAUCCAUCAUGAAGACAGAUGGAUGUGCCUGGACGUCAAAAAAACAACUUUCUGGGGGUGUUAAUGAAGGAUGUAAAACAACCGCAAGUGGAAAUCUACUCGGGAAGGACGGUGUGAACCAGAGCGUUUGUGGCGAUUGGGAACAGAAGGAGAGCAGCAACAGCCCGGGAGAGAUGGCUGCUGCCCAGGUGGAUGCAGACCCGGAGAAGAGGCGGAUAGAGGGAGUGUGGCAAAUGAGCCCAGACAGACAGAUGAUACUGGGAGGAGCAGGAUCAGGGACAGAUGGAGGAGUAGUGGCUGUAGAAGCUGAGGCUCCAGAGAAAAUGGCCAAGAUGAAACUAAAGCCCCCAGGAGAACAGAUGGAGAGGUACUCUGGCUCAGAAACAACCACAGGGGGCAGGGAGACUGUGAGUGCAGAUUUUAUGGCUGCCUGUCAGUUCCUCAGUGACCACAUGGACAACAUGGAUAACCCCAACGAUGAUGUGAGGAAGGCCCUGGUCGUGUUGUUUCAGUACUGGUUCAGUGCAGCAGCAGAAGAGGCUUCAGUGGCCAGCAGGGUGGCUGUGUACCUGAAAGAGGUGAAGAAAGCCACACCUUCACUGCUGGCCUUCCUCAUCAACCUGGCUGACGACAACGGCAACACAGUGCUGCAUUACAGCGUGUCUCACUGCAACUACAGCAUCGUCAGCCUGCUCCUGGACACAGGUGUGAGUGAUGUGAACCUUCAGAACAACGCUGGCUACACAGCAGUGAUGCUGGCCUCGCUGACGGCCCCUGAUGGCCCGGGUGGCAUGGAGGUGGUCCGCAAGAUAAUGGAGCUGGGCAACAUUAACCUUCGCUCCAGCCAGACGGGCCAAACCGCGCUGCACUUGGCGGUGAGACACGGCCGAGUUGUGAUGGUUCGCCUGCUGCUGAGCUGCGGAGCCGACGCGAACAUCCAGGACGGCCAGGGAACCACGGCCCUGAUGUUUGCAUCUGAGAGAGGCCACACACACAUCGCAAGGCUGCUGCUGGAGAGGAGCCAGUGUGACCUCACCCUCAAUGACAAGCGCGGUCAGACUGCGCUCUCUAUCGCCAUGCGAGGUUCCCACACUGAUACAGCCGCCCUCCUGCAGGCCCACGCUAAAGCUCGAGCCCUGUAGUACUGGAAAACAGGAAAAGAAUCUGCAGACAUACGAUUCCUCUCACGUGUGCGCUUUUCUGUCUGAAUUAUUGGAUAGAGCUGUUUGUUUCAUGAUAUUGUUUUUGAAUACUUCUGCAUGAGCAUCAGCUUGAGUUUCGGAGAUGUCGUGAUUAAUGUCAUCAACGAGUGAGAUAAAGCUCUAGAUGAGUGUUUGUCAUGAUUGCUGGUGAAGUCCGUGUGCAGUUUUCUGUCGUCUUUACUGUUGAUGUUCAUAGUUAGGUCUGAUCUUUGCACAUCCAAACAGCAGCUUCACUCUGCAAACUAUGCAACGAAAAAAUAUAUUUAUUAUAUGUUUAUUGUAUUUGUCACUAUUGCUAUUUGCAUUCUUGCAGCAGCUCAGCACUUUUUAAAAAAAAAAUUAAAAUAAAAUGUGUGUAAAAUAUAUCAAGGAAUGCAAAGUAUUUGUCCGAUGCUGCAUGAAAGAAAGACAAACCUAAACCAACCUGUUGAUUUCACUCACUAGCGAUUUCUAUAAUUGAUGUUAACAUUGUUUGUUUUUAAUAAAAAUGACAGAAAACUG